Molecule: messenger RNA, 2655 nt
Organism: Apis laboriosa (Himalayan honeybee)
Lineage: Eukaryota; Metazoa; Arthropoda; Insecta; Hymenoptera; Apidae
Product: cell adhesion molecule 2-like
Exons: 5
Coding region: 1196-2095 (299 amino acids)
Biological process (GO): synapse organization
Cellular component (GO): neuron projection membrane
Source: RefSeq, a predicted model, not a curated record
UUCUUUUUUUUUUUUUUUUCCCCACCCCCGCGAAGAAAAUUCGUAUUCCGCGCGAAAUCGGUGCGAAAUGAGGCGAAGCGACGAGAGGAGGAUCGCGCGAGGAACGUUCCCUCAGACUUGGCCACCGUGUGAAUAGUGCUCAUGUGUACACCGGAGGAGGAUCGAGGGGAGGAAAAGGGGAUCCGUAUCGCGAAUGGAAUCGAAGGAUCGUGAACAGUUGUGGAACGCGUGUGACAAUGUUGAGAUCGUUGUAUAGGAAACUGCAGGUCCCAGGACGGGGGAUUUAUUAGGACCUGAACGGGGCCAGUUCCGGGGCGAGAGGAAUCUUCGCCUCGCUUUUGACCGAGAUUCGCGGGUGGUAGCAAGUGCGUCGAACUUUUAACAUGCCACGAUAUCGAGAGGGGGGAGAGGUCUCGAGCCACGGUUAACGACGUUCUUCCGUUCUAUCCACAUUAUCGGUGGGAUAAAUGACGCUCUCGUUUAACCGUAGCACCCCUGAGAGGAAAACACGACGAGGCCCCGAGCGGGCCAAGACUCGCCUCCGACAUGGAAUGAAAAACGUCGCCCCGUUAACGUUCCUUCGCACGACGUAAAUUUCGCCUCCCCGCUCCUUCGAAAGUGGAGGAAGAGGAACGAUUUUCAAGGAUCGAUACGACUCCCGAUUGGAGGUUGCCCGACGUCCAGUUACCAGGCGGUAGAUCGACGGAUCGAAGAAUCGCGGUGUUGAAUGCUUCCGCGAAAUCCGUGCACUUACCCGACGACCCGCCUUUUCUUUUCUCGCGCCACUCGAAAAACUCGGUUCAUCGACCGUCGAUCCGGCGUUUCUCCACCGUUUUCGUUUCGAUAUUCGUUCCAAUUAUUAAUCUCGCCGACCCUCCGAGACCAAGACGACGUUUCUCGCAGCCAAUUUUAUGGGAAACGUAAACGAGGACGGAAAAUCGAAGCGCGGCGCGUGGUGGCGAUUGAAACGGAACUCUAAUAAUCUGCCGAUUGCCCGCCUCGGCUCGUCGGAACUCUCGCUCGUGUUUAUCGAGCGUGACGAGCGUCGUGGACCUUUACCAUUUCCCGCGAUGUCGACGCGGCCGCGAUAAGGAUUAGCCGCCGUCAGUGGUUGGACGUGGUGACGUCGUUUAACGAAGAGGAUGUGAAUCGCACACGGUAUCGAAGUGAACGCGUUUACCAAACAAUCGCGGACAUGGCUUUGAGGUGGCAGGCGAGGCUGUCCAUUGCUGCCAUACUCUUCAUGUGUACGGAAGACACGCUGAGCUUAGGAGAUCGCACGAUGGACAACAUGGAUCGACACGGUGGUCAGGGUAGACCGCGGAACCAGAUGCUCGAUCCACCCAACAUGAAACUGAAGGUGGAGCCUACGUUCGACUACUCGCAGAACACGAACGUGACAGCGCUGAUAGGGAAGACCGCUUAUCUCACGUGUAGGGUUCGCAACUUGGGCGACAAAAGCGUAUCCUGGGUGAGGCACAGAGAUAUUCACAUUUUAACGGCGGGGGCGUAUACCUACACGAGCGAUCAGCGAUUCCAAGCGCUUCACAGACAAAAUACAGGCCAAAAUAGCGAGUGGUCUGAAUGGACUCUUUGCAUAAAAUGGACGCAGAAGAGAGACCAGGGACUCUACGAAUGUCAGAUCUCCACCAUCCCCGUCAAGUCGCAUCAAUUCUACUUGAACGUUGUCAUACCGACAGCGACGAUACUCGGAGGUCCGGAUCUGUACGUUGGCGCGGGGAGCACGAUAAAUUUGACGUGCGCCAUACACUUCAGCUCGGAGCCACCAGCUUACAUCUUUUGGUACUACAACGAGCAUGUUUUGAGCUACGACAGUCCCAGGGGCGGUGUCUCGGUGAUAACCGAAAAGGGUGGCGACGUCACCACGUCUUGGCUCCUUAUCCAGACGGCGCAACCCUCCGACUCCGGGGAGUACAGCUGCAAACCGAGCAACGCCAAUACGGCGUCCAUCAAAGUUCAUGUCCUAAAUGGCGAGCGACCAGAAGCGAUGCAGACCGGAACGGCGGGACCUAUUUUAUCCUCGAGCUGUCUUUUGGUGUCUCUGAUCAUUUUGUACAUAUCCUCCUCGGUGUAAACGUCGAACACGUAACGAGUCGCACGAAUCGUCGCUGUGACGCCUUAUUUUCUUAGAGACGGGCCACCGAUCAAUCCGUCGGAUUUAAUCGCGUUGACGCGCGACGGGAACCGACGAGAGAGGUCGUUGGAGAGAAAAACAUGUGUUCGCGACCGAUGCGUGGAGACGCAUCGAGCACCGCGAAUUACGAAUUACACAAAACUGCCCACAAGAAACUCAGCGGUAUUCGUUUCUUGGAGAAAAAGAGGAACGCAUUCACGUUCGAUCGAAUCGUAUACAUAUUCGUACCUGCCGGUGAGAUAUUCGCGAAUUGAUGUUGGUCAUUCGGUCAUGCGAGUAGAAAGAGAACGAUGCGAACGAUGUAGUUUUCGAUGUCGUUUCGACGAAAACGAAAGAGAUUCGACGAGAUUGGGUGUCGAAUGGAAUAAUGGUGCGCGUGUUUCGUCUCGUCUUGGACGCCAUCGAUAGCGAACGAUCGAGGAGAAACGAGUCGUGGAGACGAGUCGCUCGAUUCGUCCCAAGAAUCGAGAUCGAUGUGUGUGCGUGUCCCGAGAAGAAGA